AUGUAUCCAGUUACCAAAGCCUCUCACAAUCAAAGUUUACCUGUUUAUCCUAUGGAUGAGUUGUUAAAAGCACGUAGUGAGUUUAGAUAUCGGUGGAGAAGACGAAUGACCGAAAAUCCCUUGGCCAGAUUAAUCAUUACUGAUCAUUACAGAUAUCCGCCUAAUAUAAUCUUGAAAAACUGGGAGAAAUAUCCGUUUGAUGAGACUGGUGAUGAGUCAGACAAGCGUCAGUUCCUUUCAACUAUGAGUGAUAAAAUGAGAAAUAGAAUAAUAAUGUUGAAGUCACAACCUUAUAUACCUUCUGAAAUUUAUGAUAAUAUGAUAUCUGAGGAAGAUUUUCAGCAUGUUUGUUCACUACUAUCAAAUGAGGUGUGCAUCACAGAGAAUUAUUUUCAAUCGAUAAGUCAAAAUCAAUGCAUUUCAGCAUGUUAUUUUAUAUGUGAUAAUUGUGAUUUUCUUGGGACCAAUGAAGACGCAGUGGAACACUUGAAACAAACCGGUCAUUCAACGUGUAGUAAAUACACACCAAUUUAUUAUGUGGAUGAAUCUGGUGCUACUAAACCUUGUGAACUAAAAGAACCACGGGUCAUCUUUUAUGCACCUGAUCGAAUUUAUGGUUGGAGUAUUGGUGAUUCAGUGAUAUGUUGUCCUACGUGA
This is a messenger RNA of Trichobilharzia szidati, 657 nucleotides long. Lineage: Eukaryota; Metazoa; Platyhelminthes; Trematoda; Strigeidida; Schistosomatidae. The record is from the annotation of a GenBank genome assembly.